CGACACACCUUCCCAUGCGUUAGCAAGCUGACUUUACCCAUAGUGCUGAAGUCAUAACAUCAGUGUGGAUACUUUUAUUAACUAUGUGGAAAAAGUUAGGUUUAGUUUUAUUACAAUUUUAAUUUUGCAGUUCUGUGUGAAACAUGGCGCCAAAGAAGAGGGCUCGAGCUGCUGCGAUAGCCAAUCAGAGUAAAGCCCUCGAAGGUUCAUCUGAUGCUAAGGAUGGUGACGGAGGUCGUGAAAGAAAGAGAGUAGCAUCUGCAAAAAAGUCUGAGUCCCAGAAAAACACGAGUUCAGCCUUAGAGAAAGCCACAUACACCCACUGGCUGAUGAAGUCUGAACCUGAGAGCCGCAUAGAGAAUGGAGUGGAUGUGAAGUUUGGAAUUGAGGACCUGAAAGCUCUCCCCAAUCAAACAGGCUGCUGGGACGGAGUGAGGAAUUAUCAGGCUCGUAACUUCAUGCGGGAUAUGAAAGUGGGUCAGCAGGCUUUCUUUUACCACAGCAACUGUAAAGAGCCGGGAAUAGCAGGCAUUAUAAAGAUUGUAAAGGAAGCGUAUGUUGACCAUACACAGUUCGACAAGAAAGACGUGCACUAUGAUCCAUCCAGCAAACCCGAGAACCCUAAGUGGAGUAUGGUGGACGUUCAGUUUGAGAGGAUGACCAAGCGCUUCAUUCCACUGACGGAGCUGAAGAAAUAUCACCUGAAGCACAAGGGCAGUGGUGGAGCACUCAGUUGCAUGGCCCUGUUCACCAGAGCUCGGCUUUCGGUGCAGCCCUUAACUGCAGAGGAAUUUGACUUCGUCUUGAGUCUGGAAGACACAGACCCCGUAUAAGGACAAAAACUAUUCUGGGUCUUUGAAUUUGAAUUGUUCUGUCAAUAAUACAAGCUCUGAACUAAUAUCACAAAUGUUCAAAUUCACCUGUAACCACCAAGAUUGAUUAUUUUGGUUUAGAAGGUGUUGCUCUGUGUAGGGAAUAUCUGGUUAACCACUGUGUCAUUUGUUGCAAGCAAAC
This is a messenger RNA of Ictalurus furcatus (blue catfish), 1014 nucleotides long. RefSeq names its product thymocyte nuclear protein 1 (gene thyn1). Gene Ontology annotation, cellular component: nucleus. NCBI's taxonomy places the organism in Eukaryota, Metazoa, Chordata, Actinopteri, Siluriformes, Ictaluridae. The record is from RefSeq and is a predicted model, not a curated record. The transcript has 7 exons. The coding region runs from base 144 to 833 and encodes 229 amino acids.